Molecule: messenger RNA, 1100 nt
Organism: Musa acuminata AAA Group (dessert banana)
Lineage: Eukaryota; Viridiplantae; Streptophyta; Magnoliopsida; Zingiberales; Musaceae
Product: late embryogenesis abundant protein At1g64065-like
Exons: 1
Coding region: 223-909 (228 amino acids)
Source: RefSeq, a predicted model, not a curated record
AGAAGGCGAUCCGUCUAAUUAUACAGCGUCAAUGAUCUUAUUUCAUCAUAGACGAAAUGCUUCAUGGCGUUGCAUAGCGAUUGGUCAAGUGGACGAUGUUGGAGCGUGUCAACUGCGGUGAGGAAACCAUGGUGGCCUUCGACCGGUCCAAUUUGGCCUCUUCAUACCUUGAAAAAGGAGCGGAACGAUGACGGAGAGCAGAGCACUCGUGUUCAUUGAUCCAUGGCAGGAAAGGAGGAGGAGCAACCGAAGCCGCUCGCCAUGUCGUCGCCAUCCGUCGGCGCCGACGAGGAGGCCGCCACCAGGUGGCGCUCGAUCCGGUACCUCCGCAAGCGCCGCUACGCUUUGUGGUGCUGCGGAUGCUGCGGUGCGGCCGUCGUGGUCCUCGGAAUCACCGUCCUCAUCCUCUCCCUCACCGUGUUCAAGGUGAAGGACCCCACCCUCACCAUGAACUCCCUCACCGUCGACGGCGUCAACUUCGACGUAGGCCCGUUCGACGACCUGGUGCAGCUGAACGCCACCCUCGUCGCCGACAUCUCCAUCAAAAACCCGAACGUCGCUUCCUUCCGGUUCGACAACAGCACGACGGACUUCUACUACGAGGGGGAGACGGUCGGGGUGGCGUACGCGCCGGCAGGGAAGGUGUCGGCCCACCGGACGGUGCGAAUGAACGUGACGGUGGACGUGCUCACCAACCGGGUGGUGAGGCAGAUGAACAUCACGGCCGACACACUAACUUCCGGCACGCAGCUGAACCUGACGAGCUUCACGGAUAUAAACGGGAGAGUGAACGUGCUCGGCGUGUACAAGCGCGACAUCGAGGUAACGAUGAACUGCAGCAUGACGCUGGAGGUGUCGGCUACGCAUCAGGCAAUUCAAAGCACCGACUGCUCUGCUAAUGUCAAGUGAAAUGAAGCCGGUGUUCCUCCUCCAUGUAGUAAGUAAAAAAUGGUGUCACAUUACAUGAGUCCCUGUUUUUUUAUGCUAUAAAUCGCCUUUUGGUUGCUUCAUGAAUGGAUUGUAGAGCUACACGAGAGUGGACCAACUUCUUCUUUACUCGUACAACACAUUAGUUGUAUAAGCGUAGGAAUAAGGGCACG